Molecule: messenger RNA, 1059 nt
Organism: Opisthorchis viverrini
Lineage: Eukaryota; Metazoa; Platyhelminthes; Trematoda; Opisthorchiida; Opisthorchiidae
Exons: 4
Coding region: 1-1059 (352 amino acids)
Cellular component (GO): plasma membrane
Molecular function (GO): GTPase activity; GTP binding; calcium channel regulator activity
Source: RefSeq, a predicted model, not a curated record
AUGGCACGUAGUGUCCACGCACUGAACAUUGCAAAUGAUAUCGGUGAGCAGUCAUACUUCCCAAAUCCUAACAGAACAUCCUCAGCCCAAUUCAAUGAGCUCAGGUCAAGGCUCACCAUCCCAGAGCAAGCCCGCAACCUCAUCAUCCCCUGCCAACAGUGCAGUGUCUUGGAUGGUGUAUAUCACACCACAAGCACGCGGACGGACUCCGUGGCAAGUACCAACGGACUAUCAUGGCGACCCGGGGAGUCGGUCAUGACGCUCUCUGCGACUGAUUCAGAUAACCAACCAAUCCGCAUUCAAAUACUUGGAACUCCGAAUGUGGGAAAAACAACACUUUGUCGACAAAUGACCACUUCCGAAUUUCUCGGAGCUCGUAUGGAGUCAAAGGACACGGUGGAACGCUGCGUCACGGUAGAGUUGGACAGUCAGAGAUGGAAUGUCUUACUAAUCGACAAUUUUGGUGAAGCCGGAGCGGAAGAUGUGGCCCUGGUGCGGAACAUGCUUGCACAAGGGCUGAAACCUUCAGUCAACGGCGAACACGAUCACCAAGAUAAUUCUGAGCAGCAUAGUCGAGUGCUGCAUUUGCUACCCAGUUCCAAGAGCACAGGAUGCCAACUGUUGCUAGACGUUCUGGUUUACCUGCUGGUCUAUGCAGUGGAUGAUCAGCGCUCCUUCGACUACGCAACAAAAGUCUUGGAAAUUCUGACCAAGAAAAAUUCAGAACAAGGAAGUAUUGUCAUACUGGUCGCCAACAAACUUGAUUUGGUUCGUAAUCGCCUGAUUUCUUCUCAAAAGGGUAAACGUCUUGCCAGGUUGCACGGAUGCAAAUACUUUGAAAUAUCCACCGCUAUCAACCAUAUGAUCGAUGAGCUCCUUGUUGAAAUCAUACUUCAAGUCAAGCGGUUAAAACAAAAGUGCAAUACGGCAGAGUGUCAGGAAAAUCUGAGUUCGGAAGAACACUCAUCAUCAACUUUUUGUCUUUCAAAAGCAGCCUUGGCUCGUUACGUUCGUCGCCAGUUUAUGAUCAUUUCUUGUGAAGAUGUGAAAAAUUUCUGA